UCAGACAAGACUUCAAUUUUAAAUGAGACGGUAGUUCCUUCUCCCUGUUACUGAAACCCACAACAAACACCGAAACUAGGACUCCAGCUGUUGUCAGGACGAAGCUUUGAAUUAUACGAGACUUUUUUUCCAGCUAGUGGGUCGAUUUUCAGCUCCAACUGCUUCUUGUCGACAGCCGUUUCAUGGGCACCCAGGAGGGAGAGAGAGAUUGGGUAGAGGUGGCAAAUGAUCUCCUCAGCAAGUGUGCCAUUAACCUAAGGCUGAAGAAACUGACAGACUGUGAUGCAAAUGUGUUCAUUGCUCUGUAUGAAAGCAUCUUGGGGGAGAAGGUUCCAGAUUACAUUGCAGCGCCACGCAGUCAAGAGGAUGAAGCCCAUAACGUUCAGUCUGUAAUCGAUUCACUCUCCCUGGAUUACCUUCAGAUCAGCCUCUCACACAUUACAGGAGAAAAUGUUGUCAGAGGGGACAAAGAUUCAAUCGAGAACCUCCUGGAAAUUUUUGAUGGCCUCCUGGAAUACCUCAAGGAGGAGAUAACCGAAGAGUCACAGAAUGGAGAGGAACUGAUUGACAGUCUCAAUGAGGAUGUACCUGCUGAAGCCAAAGAGCCUACAAGCUGUGAUUCCACAGUACAAAAGGAAACGAAACUGGAGGGUGCAUCGUUGUCUUCCAGUAGAGAGUCCGCUGUGUAUUCCAGUAAACAUUCCCUCCAUACCUGGAAUGCUGAGGAGGCGGGAUCAGCCAGUGAGCUCAUUGGGCUGGGAGUCUCGGCACGCACAUUCACAGGCAAACAGGACGAUGCAGAUCCCACCUCUGGUCCUCUGGACACGCCGGACACUCCACUGACUGCCGCUCUACCCUCAGCCAUCGCCCUGCAGCCGCCCAGCCAGAGCAAUACCCCCCACAGACCGGACACAGACCCUCACCCACCCAGCCAAUCCUCCACAGCUGCGGGUCUCAACCAAGGGCCUGCAGAGGAGGAAGCUGCUGCUGUCCUCACAGAGACUGAAGCUGAACCAGAGGCUGAGCCAGUUGUUACCAAUGGGCUACAUUCUCCUCUUUUCCAGUCUCCUGCUGCAAGUGAGAAGUCUGUGUCCAGUCAGCACAGAGCCGGGACAGAGGAGCAGGGGGAGACACUAGAGCCGACUAACGGGGGUCCCAGGAGGGUUUUAUUCCGCACCAAGCCAGAUGUGCUGUUCCUCAACCUACAGGAUGAGAUGGCGGUCCCAAGCCCUUCUCCACCAGACACUGAGGAGGAAGAGGAGGAUCCGAGUUAUACACAAAGACAAGCGCACAGAAGGAUAGAUCACAGAGAUCGGACAGGCCUCAGCAGCAAGUUAGAGGAGGACGAUUUGAAGGAGCCUCUUUCAUACCGCAGACAGAGGAACAAAAAGGCAGAAGAGGAGCUGCAUCACAUAUCUGCUAACCUCUCCCAUCGACUAGAGGAACUCGAUCAGAUGCUCAAACGAGUUCUGGGUGAAAGUGGAGAGUCCAGCGACGCAAGAGAAGAGGACAAGCAGUCCCACCACAGUGACAGUGUCAUGGAGUGCCGCAGGGCUCCCAGACAGCAAACAGGAGCACCCGAUGCUGAAUCGUCCCCCCGGACACGCUCCUUAUCCCCCUCCCCUCCGCGGGUCCGUCGCUCCCUACAGGGACAGCUAGAAAGUGCAAUGGCAGAGGCCUUGAGUCUGGAUGAUGGGAGACAAACAAACCUUGCGUCUGCUCAUUCGAGACGAGGAGAGCUACCCCACAGACCGUCUCACAGAAAACUGAACAAGUAUUUGGAGAAUAUGGCCUAUGAGGAGGAGUUGAAAAGAUAUGAAGACAAAGAACGGGCCGAUAUAGACCAGGCACGCCUCAAAGCUCAGGAAGCCGAGCGCCAGUACAGGGAGGCCAUACUUGGGGAAGUUUCGGACGCGUCCAGACUGUCUCCAGCUAGAACGAAGACCCAGCACAAGUCACAACAUAAAGCACAAACCACACCGAGACGGAGACGGCAGGAGGCCCCCAGGAAAGCUCCACCAAGUGCGCGAGGUAAUUGCUCCGUCACACUGGGAAAACUAGCUUACAGCACUACGCAAAAAUGGCAAAGGAAUAUAGGAAAAGAAAAUAUGAAGAGGAAUAUCGAACAUUUAAAGAGGACUGGGAACUCGAGUUUUUCUUCGUCUCCACCGAUUCGGGAAAAUGCAUCUGCCUGCUUUGUGACAACGUCAUUUCACAAUUUAAAAGGUCCAAUUUGCAGCGCCAUCACGACACAAAACACCCGAAGUUCAGCACCGACUUUCCGAAAGGUGGAGAGCUGAGGGCGGAAAAGCUGGCGAGACUCAAACAGAACCGAACUGCUCAAAAAAACUUAUUCCACACUAAUACGAGUGAAAGAGCGACAGAGGCAUCCUACAAAAUCACACAUGAACUGAUGAAACAGAUGAAGCCAUAUACUGUACUGAUGGAGAAAUGGUGAAGGAUUGCAUACUGCUGGCUUGUUCAACGUUGUUUCCUGAGAAAAAAGACCUGGAACGAGAGGCACCGGCGAUGCUUGGUAAGAGGAACGGAGCCGUGGCUUUGCUGAAAGAAACGCUGAAAAACGGCGGGGUUGCUGCUGAGGGUAUUUUCUCAUACCAUUGUAUUGUGCAUCAACAAGCCUUGUUUGCUAAGUUCAAAUGUCUGAAUGAAGUGAUGGCAAAUGUAAUCGAAGUGGUUAAUAAUAUCAGGGCCCGUGCAAGAAACCACAUAAAUUUUAAACUGCUUUGUGAGGAGUUUAACACUCACUAUGGAGAUUUGGUGUUACACACCGAGAUCAGAUGGCUGUCUAAAGGACGUAUGCUUGCACAUUUCAUGGACCUGCUUGAACCCCUGAAAUCCUUCAUUGUUGGCCGAGGGGAGACUUCCCGAUUUUCCUUUUUGGAUGAUAGAGUGGAUGCUCUCUGUUGCGUUCCUGUGUGACAUUACGCACCACUUGAACGAACUUAAUCUCAAGAUGCAGGGAAGAAACAAGACCGUGUAUGAGCUCUACACGGCUGUCAGAGUAUUUUCUGACAAACUGGAUGUACUCGAACGAAGUGUCCGUGGUUCUGAUUACCGUUUCUUCCCCACCGUGCAGAAAGUGAUGGCGAUGCAUGCAGACGCUCUCCUGCCCUUCCCCGUCAAUCACAAUUCUGUGACGUGCUAACUGAGCUCAAGCAAAACUACACAUCAAGAUUCCACGACUUCAAGGACCAUAGCAAUAUUUUUCUACUUGUGAAAAACCCAUUCCUGAUUGAGGUCAAUGAAAUGAAGCAAAUAAGCGACCAGCUCGGACUUGUGCAGCUUCAAAUGGAGUUCGUGGAGUUAAAGAGCUCAGAUGAACUUCAGCGUCAGUUUCGGAUUACAGAUGUUGUGGACUUUUGGAAACUGGUGGGGCAUCUACCAAAUAUCUCCAGACUGGCAAGACGCAUCAUCUCAAUGUUUCCGUCCACAUACCGGUGUGAAGCAGCAUUCUCUGCGCUCUCAAAAAUAAAAUGUCGCAACCGAAACAGAUUGAGUCUGCAGCACACAACAGAGGCCCUUCGGAUCGCCGUUUCCAGCACAGAGCCCGACUUCAAAUCACUUGUGCGGCAGAAGGAGUGUCAGAAAUCACA
Molecule: messenger RNA, 3614 nt
Organism: Eleginops maclovinus (Patagonian blennie)
Lineage: Eukaryota; Metazoa; Chordata; Actinopteri; Perciformes; Eleginopidae
Product: centrosomal protein of 95 kDa-like
Exons: 16
Coding region: 183-2300 (705 amino acids)
Cellular component (GO): spindle pole; centrosome
Source: RefSeq, a predicted model, not a curated record